AUGCGUAACUUUGUUCUUGCAGCUCUCGUGGCUCUUGCAGCAGCCCAGCCUCCUUUCGAGCAUCCUAACUGGGCAUCGCACCCUGAUUGGGCAUCUCAUCCUUCCCCUACCGAUGCUCCUGCCCCGUACCACCCCAAUGGUGCUCCAUGCAUCUCGGCCCCAGAUGCUUCUUUGAUCGCUACAAGCUUCGGUUUGACCAUCUCCAACUAUACCGAAGCUCUAGCGGUUCAGCUGUUCACCAACAACUUUACCGAUCAGUCUGACAGUGUCAACACUUUGAUCCACGAACCCGGUUUGACAGCUCAAGAUCUCGGCUCCUUGACUUUCACAUCAAAGGCUGAAUUCCUUGCCGGCCAGGGGGCUCAACCACCUGUUCCAUUCAAGAUUUUGAACCUUUGGAACACUUGCAACACAGUCAUCAUUCGUUGGCUGUCCGCUCAAACUCCUCUACCCGUCCAGGGUAUCAGCAUCGCUACCGUUGUUCCAGCAAUCGAGGGACAGGGUGGUGGCUUCGGCGUCGGUUCUCAGAAAUGGCAGAUCUCUGCUAUCGUUGCUGAGUUCAACUCUGGAGCUUGGUUGGGCAACCUCGGAUACCCAGAGUGUAAGGUUGUGGCUAAUGCCACAGUUUCUUGA
This is a messenger RNA of Aureobasidium musti, 633 nucleotides long. The record is from the annotation of a GenBank genome assembly. Lineage: Eukaryota; Fungi; Ascomycota; Dothideomycetes; Dothideales; Saccotheciaceae.